Molecule: messenger RNA, 1614 nt
Organism: Emericellopsis cladophorae
Lineage: Eukaryota; Fungi; Ascomycota; Sordariomycetes; Hypocreales; Bionectriaceae
Product: Inosine-5'-monophosphate dehydrogenase-like protein
Exons: 2
Coding region: 1-1614 (537 amino acids)
Biological process (GO): GTP biosynthetic process
Cellular component (GO): cytoplasm
Molecular function (GO): IMP dehydrogenase activity
Source: RefSeq, a predicted model, not a curated record
AUGACUCCUGUCAACGGCGUCUCCAAGGCCCUGGACCACACCAAGGCCCUCGAGGUCUUGAAGGAGUACGAGAUGUCGGACGGUCUCGACCUCCAUCAGCUCAUGGACACCACUAAGCACGGUGGCCUGACCUACAAUGACUUCCUGCUCAUGCCUGGCUACAUUGGCUUCCCUGCCUCCGAGGUCGCCCUGGACUCGCCCGUGACAAAGCGCAUCACCCUCAAGACGCCCUUUGUCUCGAGCCCCAUGGACACCGUCACCGAGCACGAGAUGGCCAUCUCCAUGGCCCUCCAGGGUGGCCUGGGCGUCAUCCACCACAACUGCUCCCCCGAGGCGCAGGCCGACAUGGUCCGCAAGGUCAAGCGUUACGAGAACGGCUUCAUCCUCGACCCCGUUGUCAUUGACCGCAACACCACCGUCGGUGAGGCCCGCGCCCUCAAGGAGAAGUGGGGUUUUGGUGGUUUCCCUGUCACUGAGGACGGCAAGCUGGGUUCCAGGCUGCUCGGUAUCGUGACGAACCGCGACCUUCAGUUCGAGGAUGAUGACAGCGCCUCCAUCUCGACCGUCAUGGUGACCGACCUCACCACCGCCUCGGACGGCGUCGAGCUCGCCGAGGCCAACCGCAUCCUCGCCAAGUCCAAGAAGGGCAAGCUGCCCAUUGUCGACAAGGGCGGGAACCUCGUCUCCAUGAUCUCCCGCUCCGACUUGACCAAGAACCAGCACUUCCCCCUCGCCUCCAAGCUGCCCGACAGCAAGCAGCUCCUGUGCGCCGCCGCAAUCGGCACGCGCCCCGAGGACAAGCUCCGCCUGAAGAAGCUCGUCGACGCCGGCCUCGACGUCGUCAUCCUCGACAGCUCCCAGGGCAACAGCAUGUACCAGAUCGAGAUGAUCAAAUGGAUCAAGAAUGAGUUCCCCGGUCUCGACGUGGUCGGCGGAAACGUCGUCACGCGCGAGCAGGCUGCCUCGCUCAUCGCCGCCGGCGUGGACGGUCUGCGCAUCGGCAUGGGCAGCGGCUCCGCCUGCAUCACUCAGGAGGUCAUGGCCGUCGGCCGCCCUCAGGCCGCGGCCGUGUACAGCGUCAGCUCGUUCGCCGCCCGCUUCGGUGUCCCCACCAUUGCCGAUGGUGGCGUCCAGAACGUCGGCCACAUUGUCAAGGGUCUCUCCCUUGGCGCCUCGACCGUCAUGAUGGGCGGUCUCCUGGCCGGCACCACCGAGUCCCCCGGCACCUCCUUCGUGUCCCGCGAGGGCAAGCUUGUCAAGGCCUACCGCGGCAUGGGCAGCAUCGACGCCAUGCAGGACAAGAAGGCCGGCGGCGGCAGCAAGGACAGCCAGCAGAGCAACGCGGGCACCGCUCGCUACUUCUCCGAGGGCGACAGCGUCCUCGUCGCCCAGGGCGUGUCUGGCUCCGUCGCGCACAGGGGCUCGAUCAACAAGUUUGUCCCCUACCUCGCUGCUGGUCUCAAGCACUCGUUGCAGGACUGCGGCAUGACCAGCCUGUCUACCCUACACGAGUGCGCGGCCAACGGCACCCUCCGUUUCGAGCUCCGCACGUCGAGCGCCCAGAUGGAGGGCAACGUCAACAUGGAGGCCUACGAGAAGAAGCUUUACGCGUAA